Molecule: messenger RNA, 1866 nt
Organism: Daldinia loculata
Lineage: Eukaryota; Fungi; Ascomycota; Sordariomycetes; Xylariales; Hypoxylaceae
Exons: 3
Coding region: 198-1262 (354 amino acids)
Source: RefSeq, a predicted model, not a curated record
AAGUCCCGUUGUGGGGAGGGCGCAUGUGCCAACGGAGUGCCGUAAACUCCCUCCGAUCCUCUAAUCUCGAUCCAAUGGAAAUCUACUCUCCUACUCACUCCAUGUUAAUCAACCAUACAUACGACUGCAUCGACUGCAUCGACUGCAUACCUACCUAAUGCUACCCUACCUCAAGCGAUUCUGGUACCUACGGAAAGAUGUCCAAGAAUCAAGAUUUCGACCUCCUGAAACCUGUGACCACCUCCCCACAACGGCCUCGUCACCAAGUAAGACGGUCGAUAACUGAACUGUCAUCGCCAGUCAAGUUGCCCCGGCAUCACCAUUUACAUCAUCUUCACCAGCGAAAGGAUCGCGACAACGACGACCAUACUCCCCAAUCCGCAAACCCCAUGCUUCCUCACCCCCCACGAGGCUCAUUUGAGCUGCCCCGAUCCGAAGGCACAAUGCCAUAUGCGAAUUCCGAAACAAAUCUCAGAAUCGGCAUGCUGAACCCUUCGUCUGACGAUGCUACACGUAGUACCAAACCUACAGUCCUCGUGCCGACCUCGAUAACUGAAGAGGAACUAGCGCACGAGCAGAGAGAAAAAGUCGCAUCAAGUUUAGCGGGAUUAAGAAAGUCGCUAGUAGAAUUAGGCAAUUUUUCGACUACCACGACGAUGCGUUUAGAUGAUACAUAUUACUCUGUUCUUGAGAGGUUGGGCAUGCUUCAGAGUACGAUAGUUUCCCUUAAGGAACUCACGAGUAUGUCGCAGGAGCUAGACGAAAGCUUCAAAGCAGAGUCGCAAGGACUAGUAGACGAGUUGGAGCAACAGGCUGACUCGUUCGGUCACUUUGACGAUCAGCAGAGACGCAUCGAAGAACUACAGGGUCGCAUACACGCAGGCCGUGACAUGGUCGAGACCCUCAGCAAGCGAGUAGAUGUAGUACGGGAGCGGAUCGAAGGCUGGGAAAGGGCGGACAUGGAAUGGCAAGAAAAGACAAGAAAACGUCUCAAGACCAUAUGGAUCAUCACGUCCGUGGUGAUUUUCUCACUAAUCCUCAUACUGGUUGUAGCCCAGUACGCGCCUUCGUCUGAAAACAUCUCGGGGGUUCUGGAUCUGACGCCAAGUAACGGACAAGGACAGCCAGAUUUGAGUAACGUAGUUGGCAACCAAACUAUGAACGCUGCCUCUAUGGUGGACGAGGUGAGAGAAGCACUCAGCAGCAGAAAAGCCAAUGAGUCUACCGGGAAUGGUGUGUUCCGAGUCCUCGACGAGCUAUAACUCGACGCCUUGGCCAUUCGACCAUCACUUGAGGAAUUAAUUCCCCUGGAAGUAAUGAUACCCCCCUAGCAACCGUCUUCAGUAGAAGGUUUCUAAGUAUAACAUCAGACAUAUGUAUAAUCAACAUUCUCAAGGUACUAUUCUAUUACGGACCGGUUGCCCUUAUCUCUAACACACUAAUUACUUUUAUUGUGCUGUAGUGACAGCUAUUCAACCUCUACCAAGAUUGUUUAUGUAAAUAGCUAACGUACUUAUAACUAGUUUAUUCAUCGAGCGUCAUUGUUUCGAAAGCUUAGCAGAUAACACCUAAAAGCUUACGUGCAAGUCGAAAGAGUUUUGUAGUACCUAGCACUUAAAUGAAACUCGUCAGCGUGAGUACCUAACCUAACUACCUAAUCUAAGUGGUCUAGGUAUAGGUAUAAGUUUGGUGCCGUCUUAGCCGCGGAUAUAUGGCACUUCUCAGGCGACCACUUGGCUUCAGCCCUGCAGGGUCCAGAGCUGUGGAGUUUGUACGUAAGACACAUGUAGCCAUAGUUGCGUAGUCCUAUGUACACAUAUCUCUAGUUACUUACCACUUUUUUAUUCGAUCAUAAUGAUGAUAAGC